AUGUGCCGGCUCACUGUGGUGGCGGCGCUGUGCGUCGUGGCGGCGCUGUCGGCGCCUGCCGCCUGCCUGCCGGGCUACUCUGUCGCCAACGGCUCCGCCCGGGAGUCCAUCCAUGACGGCCCCGCACGCGCGGCGCGCCGCAGGGCGAGGCAGGCGGCGCACGGGGCGCGGUCCGCCGCCGGCCGCUCCCUCAUGGAGGGCGAGCCCACGCCGCCGCCACCGCUCACCGACGAGGAACGCCUGCUAGCCAAGCUGUCCGCGCUGCGCCGCCGCCUGAGCUCCCACGGCACGGCAGCCGCCGGCACGCGCCGGCGCAUGCAGGGCGUGGCCCCCAGGCCGCUCGUGAAACCGCCCAAGCCGGCCCAGGACGGCGUGGUCACCGCUGCGGCCGCUGCCGCCAAGCUGCUGGCCGCCAAGCCCAAGUCGGCGACCAAGCCUCCCAAAUUCGCCGAGCUGUACAACAAGAAGGUGUCGCAGACGGUGUCAGCCACGCUGCAGAAGCUGGCAAAGGUGGGCGGGCUGGUGGGGCGCAUGCGGGACCCCGCCGCCAUGCGCCUGCUGUUUGACGACUGGAAGAAGAAGUUCAAGAAGGCUUACAAGAACCCGGCGGCGGACAAGGCCGCCUUUGCCAAGUUCCAGGCCAACGUGAGGGCCAUCGCCGCCGCCAACCUGCGCAACCCCAAGUACUUCCAGGCACUCAACCAGUACAGCGACCUGUCAUGGGCGGACAAGCGCUCCAAGAUUCUUAUCAAGGUGGACAAGAAGCGCAUGCAGGGCAUCAUCAAAAAGGCCCAGGGCUCUGCGGCGACGGCCUCCGCCGCCGCCGCCGCCGCCGCGCCACCGCGCUCCGUGGACUGGCGCACCUCGGGCAAGGUCACCCCCGUGGGCGACCAGGGCGGGUGUGGCUCGUGCUGGAUCUGGGCGGCCACCCACGCUGUGGAGUCGCGGGUGCUGCUGCAGUCUGGCAAGACGGCGGCAGGGUUCAGGAUCGACCUGGCUGAGGGGCAGAUGGUGGACUGCGUGCGUGGGGCCACGUGCGAUGGCGGGUACGCUGACGAGGCGCUGAGCUGGAUGGCGCGCAGGGGGGUGGUGCAGGAGGCGCGCUACUCGUACGCCAAUGCCUUCAGCGGGCUGCAGGGCCAGUGCCGCAGCACGGCGGCCGUCCCCAAGAAGGAGCUGACCCAGCUGAUGGGGCAGGGGUACACGCUGGUGCAGCCCAGGAGCGCUACCGCGCUGAUGCAGGCCGUGGCCAAGCAGCCCGUCGCCUUCUACUUCGCCGCCAGCGACACCUUUGUGUCUGGCUUCGACACAGGCAUCUACCGGCAAGAUUGCGAGGCAGAGACCAACCAUGCCAUGCUGAUCGUCGGUUACAACCAGGGUACGCGCCCCGGCGCGGCGGAUGCCUACUGGAUCGUGAAAAACUCGUGGGGAACCAACUGGAUGGACAAGGGUUACGUCAAGAUUCCGAUGCUGGCUGACGGCACGCUGGGAUACUGCAAGAUGUAUGAGGCAGGGGGCUUUGUGCCCACCAACGCCGCGUCCUAUCCCAACUCAAACGCCCCUGGACCCGCCCCCAAGCCCUCGCCCUCUCCUCCUCCUCCACCACCACCUGGAGCCUGCGUGGACCUCUCUGACUGGAUGAUGGGCACACCCGACGCUCCUGGCGCCUGCCAGGCCAGCUGCGGCCUGUGCGGCGACUACAAUGAUGGCGGCAUUGUGCCAGACGAUUGCCAGGACCUGAAUGAAAACUGCGACUACUGGGCCAGCGUAGGCGAGUGCGAGACCUCCCCAGGCUACAUGCUGGGCACCGCCACCCGCCAGGGCAACUGCCUGCACGCCGCCUACAUGGCAGCCUACUGCCCCGCCGCCUGCCAGCUGUGCGACCAGGUGGUGAUCGACGACACGGCCGGGCAGUGCUGGGACCAGGAUGAAGACUGCGGCUGGUUUGCCGAGAAGGGCUACUGCCUUGACACCUACGACAAGUGGAUGGCCCGCAACUGCCGCGAGACGUGCAGCGUGUGCGAGGCGGAGUGCGCCGACGCCAACCUGCACUGCUCCGCCUGGGCCAAGGCCGGCGAGUGCAAGGCCUUGAUCAUGCCGCCUCCACGGGUGGUGGAGAAGGCGAUUGGGGAGAAGCGGGUCAUCAACCACGCCCCCGUGGGCAUCUCGCUGUGCCCGGAGAUGGAUGUGGAGGCCAUCACUGCGGGCAUCGAGGACAAAGAGGGGCGGCAGAAGGCGCUGGCCGAGGCCGCCUUCGAGCAGGUGUCCCGUGAGUAUGAUGCCAUGCGGGCCGCCAUCCGCGACCCCUCCACCCGCGGCCCCGACACCGCCUUCACCCAGCCCUGGCUCGCCUUCCCGCCCGUCGUGCUGGAGUGA
This is a messenger RNA of Chlorella variabilis, 2376 nucleotides long. RefSeq lists its product as hypothetical. Gene Ontology annotation, cellular component: lysosome. The coding region runs from base 1 to 2376 and encodes 791 amino acids. The record is from RefSeq and is a predicted model, not a curated record. The transcript is spliced from 23 exons. Gene Ontology annotation, molecular function: cysteine-type endopeptidase activity. NCBI's taxonomy places the organism in Eukaryota, Viridiplantae, Chlorophyta, Trebouxiophyceae, Chlorellales, Chlorellaceae.